This is a messenger RNA of Alternaria arborescens, 426 nucleotides long. RefSeq lists its product as hypothetical. The record is from RefSeq and is a predicted model, not a curated record. Bases 1 to 426 code for a protein of 141 amino acids. The transcript is spliced from 2 exons. NCBI's taxonomy places the organism in Eukaryota, Fungi, Ascomycota, Dothideomycetes, Pleosporales, Pleosporaceae.
AUGUCCACUCUCGCUACUCAAAAGGCAACGACGCAGACCGUGCUCGAUGCAUACAAUGCAUGGGACAUGGAGAAGAUACUAGCGUUUCGAGCGCCAGACUGUAAACAACAAGUCAUUCCUGCAUCCAUGGGGCGACCAAGUAUGAGCAAUGACGAAUACCGCGAACGCCUAAAGCAAAUACUGCCAUGCUUCAGGAACUUCACUGUUACCGUCCACACAGCGGUGCAUGAUGCGGACGCGCAUACAUGUAUCAUGCAUGCGACAAGUACGGCCGAUACUGACAUUGGUCCAUACGCAAACGAAUACGCACUAAUUUUGCAUUUCACCGAGGAUGGAAAGAAGGUUACCAAAUUUCUGGAAUACGUAGACUCGGCUUAUUCGAUAAAAUUCUUUGCGGCGCUGGCGGCGGCGGGACUUGGAACUUAG